GUGCAAACUCUGCGCACGGACCGGUCCCACGACUAUAAAGAAAGCAGGCCGCCCGCUAGGCGUCAGCACGACUUCCAGCAGCCUGACUGCCUCCUAGUCAUUUGCUCCACAGCUCCAGCUUCACCAGAUCUCAGAAUGGACCCCAACUGCUCCUGCUCCACAGGCAACUCCUGCACCUGCUCCAGCUCCUGUGGCUGCAAAGACUGCAAGUGCACCUCCUGCAAGAAGAGCUGCUGCUCCUGCUGUCCCGUGGGCUGCUCCAAGUGUGCCCAGGGCUGUGUCUGCAAAGGGGCUUCUGACAAAUGCACGUGCUGUGCCUGAUGGGAGGACAGAGGACAGCACAGCUCCGAGGUGUAAAUAGUGUGGACCAACCCGAAGUUUUUCAUACAGCUUUACCGCGUUUAUAAAUCUGCUUUUUCUAUGAAAUAUGUGAAUAAAAAGCCAAUUUGUUUCGA
Messenger RNA from Chionomys nivalis (European snow vole), 455 nucleotides. RefSeq names its product metallothionein-1. The record is from RefSeq and is a predicted model, not a curated record. Gene Ontology annotation, molecular function: metal ion binding. The transcript has 3 exons. Bases 136 to 321 code for a protein of 61 amino acids. Lineage: Eukaryota; Metazoa; Chordata; Mammalia; Rodentia; Cricetidae.